AACACUUCCCAACCACGAUGGACAAUUACCCGAGGUCAGCAACCCACACCAAACGCAGCACCAAGGUGAGAGCAGCAUGAACGAGAGGUUAUGAUCAUUAGGAACAAAUAACUGAUUAAUAAUUGCUCUUUGCCAGUUAAUAAUUAGCUCUGUGCCGGUUUUGGGCUGGCCUUUCUGGUGCCAUAAAUGGCAUGGCAGCGGGCAGGGAGAGCCCUCGGUGUGUCAGGCCAUGGCGUUCAGUGGCACCUGGCAGAUCUACGCGCAGGAGAACCUCGAGCCCUUCCUCAAGGCUCUGGGGUUGCCAGAUGACACUAUCAAAAUGGCCAAAGAUAUUAAGCCUGUUGUUGAGAUACAACAAAAAGGCAAUGACUUUGUUGUGACAUCCAAAACACCCAACAAAUCUGUAACCAACUCGUUUACACUUGGCAAAGAGGCUGACAUCACCACCAUGGACGGCAGGAAGCUGAAGUGCACUGUGAACUUGGUGAAUGGGAAGCUGGUGUGCAAAUCAGAUAAAUUCUCUCACGAGCAGGAAGUUAAAGGAAAUGAAAUGGUGGAGACGAUAACAUACGGGGGAGUAACGCUUGUCAGAAGAGGCAAGAAAAUGUGAGACAGGUCCCCUCCUCUGUGACACCUUUACCUACCUGAAAUAAAGUGCACUUUCCACAAGGUGUGAUCUUCUUUUAUCUGAUCAAACAGUACAGGAGAUAACGAUGAUUUCUGCUCUCCUUUCACACGGCAUUUCCCCUUCUUACAGGACUGUGUUUUCCCCUCUGUCCUCAGACA
Messenger RNA from Prinia subflava (tawny-flanked prinia), 786 nucleotides. RefSeq names its product fatty acid-binding protein, liver. The transcript has 4 exons. Gene Ontology annotation, biological process: fatty acid transport. Lineage: Eukaryota; Metazoa; Chordata; Aves; Passeriformes; Cisticolidae. Gene Ontology annotation, cellular component: nucleus; cytosol. The record is from RefSeq and is a predicted model, not a curated record. Gene Ontology annotation, molecular function: fatty acid binding. The coding region runs from base 230 to 610 and encodes 126 amino acids.